This is a messenger RNA of Cydia splendana, 2288 nucleotides long. RefSeq lists its product as uncharacterized. The record is from RefSeq and is a predicted model, not a curated record. NCBI's taxonomy places the organism in Eukaryota, Metazoa, Arthropoda, Insecta, Lepidoptera, Tortricidae. The coding region runs from base 240 to 2036 and encodes 598 amino acids. The transcript has 6 exons.
CAACACCGAAGCCACAUUCUUCAGUUCCCAAAGAAACCCCAGAUCUACCAGACCAGACUUCUGUAUCAGAAAACGAGUGUCGCGGAGUUUCUAACAGGAAACGUAAACAUGAUGUAACCAAAGGUACCGAUUCCCAGCCCGAACAACGGAAAAGAAUUAUACCUAGAGUGGCAGAUUUACCACCGUACUGUCGCAGAAUAUACGACGAAUAUAAAAAAUCUAAGAAGCAGUUGGACUUCAUGAAAAGAGCCAGGAGGGCUGUGAAAUUUUCAAAAACACAAUGUUUUGAAAAAUUAGCUGCCAAUUUAAAUCCUUUGUCAAAAAAAAUGAUAUGGAUGCAAAUAACGCAAAGUAAUAAGAAACGAAAAGGCAGGCGUUUUACAGACGAAGAAAAAAUGAUUUCGCUGGCAAUCAUGAAACAAAGUCCAAAAGCUUAUAGAUUUCUGCAACAAAUAUUUAUUUUGCCCUCAAGAAAUACCUUGAACAAACUGACAUCAACUCUGAAUGUGCAGCCGGGGAUCAAUGUACAAAUUUUUGAUGCAAUUAAGGAUCAGGUAAAAAACUGGACCGAAAACAAAAAAUACUGUUCCAUUAUUUUUGACGAAGUUAAACUUGAACCUGGAUUGGACUAUCAAAAAGGAAUGGACCACAUCAAUGGAUUUGUCCACCUCAAUAAAAAAACGAACAAUUUCGCAGAUCAUGCUUUAGCCUUUAUGGUGAGAGGUGCCAUACAUAAGUGGCAACAGCCUGUAGCCUACUAUUUUUGUGAAGGAGCGACCAAAAAUGAAGAGUUACGGGUGAUAUUGAAAACGUUGAUAAGUGCCGUGAUAGACACGGGCCUGAUACCCGUUGCAGUUAUCUGCGAUCAGGGCCAAUCAUUCCAAUCAGCCUUGAAGGGCCUUAUGGAAGAAACACGUAGCGACCAGAUUAAAGCUGGAAAUCCGACUGAUGAUGUCAUAACACUCAAAGGGCACGAUAUAAAUGUUAUUUAUGAUCCACCUCACCUAAUAAAGGGAAUUAGAAAUAACUUCUUAACAAAAAAUAUGAAAUUUGAAGGAAGCGUGUGCAAGUGGAGCGACAUCGUCGACGUAUACCAGACGGACUGUGAGCACACCGAGACCCGGCUGCUACAUAAACUUAAUGACACACAUGUCAUUCCCGAAAAAAAUAAUAAAAUGAAGGUCAAAACUUGUACACGAGUCCUGAGCAAUACCAUGGCGGCCGCCUUAUCGUAUACAUCUAGAUUUUCCCACUACUCGGACGGCAGGAAAGUGAGUGACACGAUAAAAAAUACGUCAAAGGCAGUGUCAUUUUUUGACGAAUUAUUCGAUUCCUGCAACGGGGCCACACUUAAUAACAAAGAAGCAGGUGGGAAACCUUUGAAGAAGGCGGUGACAGAUGGGUCUCAACACCAUGAAUUUUGGCGUGAGGCUAUUAAAAAAUUAGAGACGAUAAGGUUUAUUGAUGAACGACGAGGUGAAGUAUCUGUGCCUUCAGUGAAAAACUGGAUUAUAACUUUAAAAAGUUAUAUAAGGCUGUGGCAGUUUUUCAAAAACAAAAAUAUUAAAAUAAUGCGGCCGAGGUAUUUCAACUCGGACCCCAUUGAAAUUUUUUUCGGUCAGGUACGAGCGUACAAUUACCGCAACAAUGAUCCCACUUGCCACAGCUUUAUAAACACGUUCAAAUCAUUGUUGAUUACAAGAUUUAUUAAAUUUCACUCGGCGGGUUUUAACUGUGAAGAGGAUUCUGGUUCUCAAUUAUUAAAUAUCAAAAAAAUGUUCGAGCCUAAAGAAUAUAAGGAAGCAGUGUGCAGUAAUCCUCUUGAAAACACAACCAUUGAAUGCGAUUUAGAAGGCGUGCAAACACAAGUUCACCGUGAGCGCUUGAAUGUGCACUCACGGGCAUACACUGCGGGAUGGGCAGUCAGAAAAAUAUCGCAAAAAAUUAAAUGCAAAAACUGUGUCACUGAUCUAACCGCACCUCAAGAAGGAUCUUGUCACGGUUGGAUCGGUCGUACCCGUCAGAGUAUGUCGUGAGGAUGUUUGGAGACAUUGUAAAGGAAACAAAUGAAUACCUGGAGAAGAAGCCCCACAUACAUAAUAUUUCAGAAAAAAUUAAGCGGCAUAUCCUCUCCAAGUAUUCAUUUGAUUUUCUAAAAUGCGCGACUCACAAAACAGUUGUGCUUGAUAUGCUAGUAACCGUCAGUGUGAAAUUUGCUAUCUUCAACUGGUGCAACGUAAUCAAUAAAAUAUUAAAAGGCACAGAUAUUUGUCGAUUACAAAAAUCUU